This is a messenger RNA of Bipolaris victoriae FI3, 195 nucleotides long. RefSeq lists its product as hypothetical. The annotation marks the transcript as partial. Lineage: Eukaryota; Fungi; Ascomycota; Dothideomycetes; Pleosporales; Pleosporaceae. The record is from RefSeq and is a predicted model, not a curated record. The transcript has a single exon.
UGUUACCUGUUAGAGUCUGUUGGUUGUCACAAGGGAUGGGAAAACCUUACCACCAUAACCACCACCCGCGUGUUGUUUACCCAGCAGGCUGAGAAAACUUUACUACCACGACUACCAUCUGCGUGUCGCUUGGCCCGCUCGGCUGCAUCUUGGUCAAGCUUCUCGUUGAAUUGGCUGUCCGAGAUACUUUCAUAG